UCGCCGAGUAAACGCGACACGGAAAUAAAGAAUUUAAGAGGCUGGAGCCAGAGAGCAGACAGGUCUGCACCAUCAGCAUGUAUCAAAGUGUUGGAGCCCCUCCUAUAUAAAGAACCCCCCGCAUCCACCCCGAGCUCAUCACUACCAUCCACACAAGCCUCAUCUACACCAUCGUCAUGCAGCGGGAGAUCACGGAGCGAGCUGACGGAGCCUUCUUCAUGUGGCGGGACUACCUGCACCUGCGGGCCACUGUGGCGCACCUGCUGGGGCAGCGCAACCACGAGGAGGCAGCAGAGAGCGGGACGUGGACGGGACCCCCACCCAGUCAUCGCUCGACUUUCUUCCCACCGAUCACCUCCAUCCUACUGACCCAGACAGAGCGAGGCGCAGUCGGCCAGCAGCGCGGGGGAGAUGCGGGCCCUGCAGGCUGCGGAGGAGCGCAGUGUGGAGAGAAGUUGUUGUCUGCUCCAGUGCGGAGCGAGGCGCCCUCCAGUGGCCGCGACUACUCCUGCGCCUUCUGCCGGCAGAACGGAGAGAGCGCGCAGGUGUACCGGAGCCACCGGCUGCGCUGGAGCGACGGCCGGGUGAUGUGCCCCGUGCUGCGGAGCUACGUGUGCCCGCUGUGCAGAGCCACCGGAGACACCGCACACACCCGCCGCUACUGCCAGGGGAGGAGCGAGGCGGAGCCGUCCAGCAGCGCCAGGGACAGGCGGAGACAGAGACUCCCCUCCCCUCCUGCUCCUGCUCCUGCUCCGGGCUUCGUGAGAGAACAGUGUGAGGAGAGGUGCUGGAAGCGAGGGAUAGAGUGAGUGAGUGGAAGUGUAGAGACUGUCGGACUGUACUCGUUUCUCAACGUCGUGUUUUCGCUCAGUGAGCGCUUCUAAUGUUAACUAACGCGGUUUCUCCCCAUAAACGCUGUCGGACUUCACAGUUCUGAAGCGUUGCCGCCUGUAAAUGUUCGUAAUAUGUUCGACGCUUUG
Messenger RNA from Pygocentrus nattereri (red-bellied piranha), 980 nucleotides. RefSeq names its product nanos homolog 2 (gene nanos2). Bases 177 to 809 code for a protein of 210 amino acids. Gene Ontology annotation, cellular component: perinuclear region of cytoplasm. Gene Ontology annotation, molecular function: zinc ion binding; mRNA binding. The record is from RefSeq and is a predicted model, not a curated record. Lineage: Eukaryota; Metazoa; Chordata; Actinopteri; Characiformes; Serrasalmidae. The transcript is spliced from 2 exons. Gene Ontology annotation, biological process: negative regulation of translation; oogenesis.